CCUCGGUGAAAAAAGGGUAGCUGUAAGGCAAAUAGGUGAUGGAAAUGGCAUGGAAGUUUGCAGUAGAAAUGGCUAAAUAGUCGAGCCUGACCUUUAUUUGGGACUCAAAAACUCGAUCAGCUGAUGACUCCAAACUAGCUGCCAUUUUCAGGUCAUUCGAGGCAUUUCGCUAACUUGUUUCAAGCUCCAGCCAGUUGUAUAAGCUUGCUUAAUUCGUCUACUAAUCGCCCACUGGGAUGGGGAAAUCGCUUUGUCCUGUGCUGGCAAGUGGUGGAAUAUAAAUCAUGAUGGCUGAUGGAUGUUGCAGAGGGAUGGAAAGAGGCAAGGGUAAGAUUGCAUCAGAUUCUUUAUCGAGACCCACAUUUCCUCAGCAGUUUGUCCAGACCGGAUCACAGCAGCUUGGCAAUGACAUCCAGGAGUUAGCCUCCAAACGCGUCGACAUCCAGAAGAAACGUUUCUAUCUGGAUGUGAAGCAGAGUGUACGUGGACGCUUCCUCAAAAUAGCCGAGGUGUGGAUUGGAAGAGGCCGUCAUGAUAACAUCAGGAAGAGCAAACUGACGCUGUCCAUGUCGAUGGCUCCCGCUCUACGCUACUGCCUGGGAGACUUCAUAGAUUAUUACGCCCGGAUCGGGCUGCGGGGAAGCCUCGCGCCUCCGCAGCUGGAGGAGCACAGCAACAAUGGUCAGGGCCGCGCGCACGAUUUCCGCAGGAGAGCUCAAGAGCACCACACGGUGCUGUCUCCCACCGGCUCUGCGCUGUCCGACGACCAUGCACACCGCGUUCUUAAGAGCGAAUUCAUCGAGAGAGAUAACAGAAAGUACUUUCUGGACCUGAAGGAGAACCAGAGAGGUAGGUUCCUGCGCAUACGACAGACUGUCAGCAAAGGACACGGCACGAUGGGCUACUACGGGCAGGGCAUCGAGCAGACCAUCGUGCUGCCUGCUCAGGGGCUCAUUGAAUUCAGAGACGCGUUGUCACAGCUGAUUGAAGAUUACGGCGACGAAGACAGCGAUGACCGCGGCCGAGCUGCAUCCAGAAACCACGACGACAACCCCGAGCUUCCAGAGGCUGCGUCCUUUCGGGUGGACAACAAGAGGUUUUACUUUGACGUCGGUUCUAACCGGUAUGGUGUAUUUUUAAAGAUUAGUGAAGUGCGACAGCCGUACAGAAAUACCAUUACAGUUCCCUUAAAAGCCUGGGCUAGAUUUGGUGAGAAUUUCAUCAGAUAUGAAGAAGAGAUGCGGCGGAUUUUCUCCUGUCACAAAGAGAAGAGGACAGACGCGCGACAGGACAGCGAGGAGCAGGAGGACUGAUCUGAUCAGUAGGCUGUGUAGGUGCUUUUGCAUGUAUUCUAGGGAUUCUGUUAGUGAAGAAAAUAUCCAGAGCCGACAGUAAGCCCAAAAUACAUGAUGUACUGUACGUAUCCCUACAAUACUACACUAGAUGCAGUGUCCCUCGUUCACUUUUUGGCUCAUCUACCAAGGGCUGGUAAACAAAAAUGUAACCUGCCAAGAAGUCAUUCAUUCAUAGCCUAAUGCCUACAUCCAGUCACUUUCCAAACAUUUCAUUUCUCAAUGCAA
This is a messenger RNA of Scomber japonicus (chub mackerel), 1580 nucleotides long. RefSeq names its product purine-rich element binding protein G (gene purg). The transcript has a single exon. The record is from RefSeq and is a predicted model, not a curated record. Gene Ontology annotation, molecular function: purine-rich negative regulatory element binding; RNA polymerase II transcription regulatory region sequence-specific DNA binding; DNA-binding transcription factor activity, RNA polymerase II-specific. Bases 285 to 1313 code for a protein of 342 amino acids. Gene Ontology annotation, cellular component: nucleus. NCBI's taxonomy places the organism in Eukaryota, Metazoa, Chordata, Actinopteri, Scombriformes, Scombridae. Gene Ontology annotation, biological process: regulation of transcription by RNA polymerase II.